Messenger RNA from Orycteropus afer afer, 1482 nucleotides. Its product is annotated as cytochrome P450 2E1. Gene Ontology annotation, molecular function: oxidoreductase activity, acting on paired donors, with incorporation or reduction of molecular oxygen, reduced flavin or flavoprotein as one donor, and incorporation of one atom of oxygen; iron ion binding; heme binding. Lineage: Eukaryota; Metazoa; Chordata; Mammalia; Tubulidentata; Orycteropodidae. The transcript is spliced from 9 exons. Gene Ontology annotation, cellular component: cytoplasm; intracellular membrane-bounded organelle. Bases 1 to 1482 code for a protein of 493 amino acids. The record is from RefSeq and is a predicted model, not a curated record. Gene Ontology annotation, biological process: xenobiotic metabolic process.
AUGGCUGCCCUGGGUAUCACAAUCGCCCUGCUGGUGUGGGUGGCCACCCUCCUGCUCAUCUCUAUCUUGAAGCAAAUCUACAGCAGCUGGAAGCUUCCCCCUGGCCCUUUCCCACUUCCCAUCAUUGGGAAUCUCCUCCAGCUGGAUCUUAAGAAUAUUCCCAAAUCUCUCACCAGGCUUGCUGAGCAGUACGGACCGGUGUUCACGGUGUACCUGGGCAGCAGGCGCGUCGUGGUCAUGCACGGCUACAAGGCGGUCAGAGAGGUUCUGCUCCAGCACAAGAACGAGUUUUCUGGAAGGGGAGAUAUCCCAGUGUUCCACGCUCACAAGGACCGCGGAGUCAUUUUCAAUAAUGGGCCCACCUGGAAAGACAUCCGGCGCUUUUCCCUGUCCACCCUGCGGGACUACGGGAUGGGGAAGCAGGGCAACGAGCAGCGGAUCCAGCGGGAGGCCCACUUUCUGCUGGAGGAACUCGGGAAGACUCAGGGCCAGCCCUUCGACCCCACCUUCCUCAUAGGUGCUGCGCCCUGCAAUGUCAUCUGUGAUAUCCUCUUCCGGAAGCACUUCAGCUACAAUGACAAGACAUGCCAGAGGCUGAUGUACAUGUUCAAUGAGAACUUCUACCUGCUGAGUACCCCCUGGAUCCAGCUUUAUAAUAAUUUCUCACACUAUCUACGCUACCUGCCUGGGAGCCACAGGAGGAUCAUGAAGAAUGUGUCUGAAAUUAAGCAGUUCGCGUUAGAGCAGGCGAAGGAACACCAUAUGUCGCUGGACCCCAACUGCCCCCGGGAUUUCACUGACUGCCUGCUCACUGAGAUGGAAAAGGAAAAGCAAAGUGCGGAGCCCAUGUACACAUUGGAUGAUGUUGCCGUGACCUUGGCUGAUCUAUUCUUUGCGGGCACAGAGACCACCAGUACCACCUUGAGAUAUGGGCUCCUGAUCCUCAUGAAGUACCCAGAGAUUGAAGAGAAACUUCAUGAAGAAAUUGACAAGGUGAUUGGGCCAAGCAGAAUUCCUGCCGUCAAGGACAGGUUAGAGAUGCCCUACAUGGAUGCUGUGGUGCAUGAGAUUCAGCGUUUCAUCAAUCUUGUGCCCUCCAAUCUGCCUCAUGAAGCAACUCGGGACACGAUGUUCAGAGGAUACGUCAUCCCCAAGGGCACUGUUGUAAUUCCAACUCUGGACUCACUCUUGUAUGAUGAACAAGAAUUUCCUGACCCAGAGAAGUUUAAACCAGAGCACUUUCUGAACAAGGAUGGAAAGUUCAAGUACAGCGACUACUUCAAAGCAUUCUCUGCAGGAAAACGAGUGUGCGUCGGAGAAGGCCUGGCUCGCAUGGAACUGUUCCUCUUCUUAUCUGCCAUUUUGCAGCAUUUUAAUUUGAAAUCUCUUGUUGACCCAAAGGACAUUGAUCUCAACCCCAUUACAAUUGGGUUUGGUUCCAUCCCACCACAUUACAAACUCUGUGUCACCCCUCGCUCAUGA